GGAAUUCAUUCGAAAUCACGUCGUGGAAUUUGUAGUGAAUGACGAAAAUGACUGUCGACAUGUACUUGCUAGCGUGGCCGAUGCCGCUUUUCGAUUUGAAGCUAACGGAACUCUAGAUCUGGCAUUCGUGAAAAAUCAGAAACGUAGGGCAGAGCGUCCGUUGUCAUUUGGUGAUGUAAUCGAGUGGGAUGACGUAGAUAUGAAGAGCAACAGAGUGAUUUUCAAGUUCCGAAGAAUGCCUGCUUUGUUCGAGCCUCGUGUAAACGAGCAGAAAUUUCAGAUACUCGUGACCGGUGUGGUUUCGCCAGUGGAUAAGUUCCACUUUUGGUCUGAAUAUUUCUCACAUGUUCGACUUGGUAUGAAGGUAGCUGAAGAAGUUCUACCUAACGUUACGGUAGCGGCUUGGUUGAAUUUGUGCAUUAGUGAGGAUGGCAGAUUCUGUGUUGAAUUCGAUUCAUUCGAAAAAGUUGAACAUGAAGGAAGUAUCGUUGCUGCAGCGGUAGUGGACCUUGGAAUCGGGAACAUUCAAGAAAAAGAAACAAAAAAAAAAAAAAAAAAAAAAAAAUAUACCACGUUGACUUUGCGCAAUUGCACGAACGACGGCUGGAAGACACAAAUUCUAUUACCUGAAUUCUUUCUCGGACGUAGCGCACUGCGCAACAGGGAGGUGUUCAAUUACGAAGGAAUCUGCACCGGAAAGAGGUUGAUAUUCUGUAAGGAAUUGCCCUCGUAUGAAAUUGUUGUUGCUUUGAUCAAAAAUCCAAAAGAGAGCACACCUCUUGGAAUAGGAGUUAGUUGUGAAUUCAGUGCAGUCUGGAGUGAAUAUGAGAAAAGAUACAUUGUGACAAAGUACAGAACGAAAGGAAUACCGAGUCGAUUGGGCUCUAAUGGAUUGCUGAGGACAUCUGUCAAGGCUGUGGAGAAUUAUCCUGGGCUUUUCAAAAGCGAUCAGUUUGGAUACGCAGAUGACCCUCGUGGUGCUCUCGCUUUGCUACAUCUGUCAGCUUACAAGCGCAGCUCUGUAGUGGUAACACUGGAGGACAAACCCUCCCAACAGUCAGAUAUACGGUUUCGCAUUGUGGACGUACAGCCGGACAAAGCACCCAAGUUAGAGAAAUGGAUGGAAGAAAGCGAGGUAACUCAGUUGGAUUUUUUUUUGAUAUUUCACUCUUCUCGGGAACGGCAGUAA
Molecule: messenger RNA, 1189 nt
Organism: Cooperia oncophora
Lineage: Eukaryota; Metazoa; Nematoda; Chromadorea; Rhabditida; Trichostrongylidae
Source: the annotation of a GenBank genome assembly